AUGGCUAUUUCAACAUGUCAGAAGAUCACCUUCAUCUCUUGCUCCGUCCUGUGUAUGUCUUUAUUCCUACCCAAAAUGUUUUUACCCAGAGGGAAGAAAGAAAUCGUGCACUCGGAGGUUGGGCCAGGGCAUUUUCCUCCCUUACGACAAAGCCAUUCAUUCUCUAGAGAUCAAGAUCACUGGGAUACAGGGUCUCAUUACAUCAAGCAUUACAACCCAGAGGUCAUCGCCAGAGCCAAGGGUGCUAGCAAGCCAAAUCUUCUGGGUCAGUUUAUCCCUGUCUAUGGCUUUGGGAUCUUCCUUUAUAUUAUCUACUUGUUCUUUAAGCUGACAUCUAAGGACAAGCCUCCCAGAAAACGGUGCAGAUUCCCUAUCAUGCAGCCAGAAUACACAUUUCAAGAGAUGCCUACUUGUCAGCUGGUCCAGCUGCAGGCCAGAAUGAGUGAACAAGUGAGAGAAAAGAGGAUGUCUAAAGUUGUCCAACCAUCUUCCAGGUCACGCAGGGGGACACAGAAGCGAGAGGAGAGAAAGCUGAAACAGUUGAGGGAGAUCACCCACAUGAUGUGGGAGAGACAGCUUCAAGAAGGAGUCUCCCCAGAAGAGGAGGCGGAGGAGGCCCCUCACUCUGCAGACUGGGAAGGGUCUCCAGAGGAGACCUACCCAGAAUAUGAUAUGCCCUGCCGCAGACGCAGGUAUCCAAGUGUUAUCCUGGAAGAGGCAGACCAAGUUAUACUCACAGCUGAGGAGCUGGCUGAAAGAAUGGAGAAAGAAGAGGGAGAAGAUGAGAAUGAGUCAGGUGACAAUGACUUGUGUACAAUUGAGAAUAUGGUGAAAGAUGUGAUAAAUGGAAUAAAAGAAGAGGGUGAAAAAGAUGACAAUGAACAAGAAGAUGAAGAGGAGGAGGAGGAAGAAAAAUAUGAUGAGGAAGAGGAAGAUGAUGAGGAAGAGACUGGAGAGGACCAGCCCUGUCUUCCUAAAAGUAUUGAUGAGAAUGAUGAGAGACUGAAGUGCCUAGGUGAAAGGGAAGAGAAACAGAAAGCAAGCAGUAAAAGACGACAAAUCACCUUUAGUGAUCACAGAUAUGUCUACCAUUAUCCAAAGGGUGGUGCUGUUGGCUGCAAGUAUGAGGAAGAGGAGGAGGAAGAGCAUGAGGAAGGAGAAGAGGCAGAAGAGGCAGAAGAGGAGGGGGAUGAAGGGAAUGAAGAGGAAGAAAUUGGUGAUGAUGAAGACUGUGAAGAGGAAGAGGAGGAGGGAGAUCAGUGGAAUGAAGAAGGGCAGAGUGAUAAAGAGGAGAAAGAGGAGGACCCACUGAUGGAGGCUGAGAGUCUGGGCUUUAAUGAUGAUGUCGAAUGUGAUCCUGAAGAGCAGGAAGUGGACCUCUUUGACUUCCUUCAAACAUACCAACCUGAGGUAACUGUAGCUCAAGACUGUGGGACACUUAGAAUGCAUCAUAAUAAACAAAAGGUGAAGAAGUGA
Myxocyprinus asiaticus (Chinese sucker) is the source of this 1476-nucleotide messenger RNA. RefSeq names its product protein RIC-3-like. The transcript has 6 exons. Gene Ontology annotation, biological process: synaptic transmission, cholinergic; protein localization to cell surface. The coding region runs from base 1 to 1476 and encodes 491 amino acids. The record is from RefSeq and is a predicted model, not a curated record. Lineage: Eukaryota; Metazoa; Chordata; Actinopteri; Cypriniformes; Catostomidae. Gene Ontology annotation, cellular component: intracellular membrane-bounded organelle; neuron projection; neuronal cell body.